Molecule: messenger RNA, 1085 nt
Organism: Fomitopsis serialis
Lineage: Eukaryota; Fungi; Basidiomycota; Agaricomycetes; Polyporales; Fomitopsidaceae
Exons: 5
Coding region: 8-931 (307 amino acids)
Source: RefSeq, a predicted model, not a curated record
UACCACCAUGUCCGAGUCUCAAUCCAAGACAGCGAUCAACAUCAUAUCCGGGAAGCCUCCGUUGGACGAGAGUUAUUACAACCCGGAUGACGAGGAGCUCACCUUCUACAAGUCGCAAACCGGGAUCGCUGAUGACCAGGCCCUGAAGGACCAUAUCACCAGGAUCCAGACGGACGCGUAUGAGACGGUAUAUCCGUACCCGUGCAUUCGUCGAUUUGCCUUCAUGAGGCUCAAAAUAUCGCGUCUGCCGGCCUACCCGAAGCUGUUACGUCUCGGGAAGGAGCGCGAAGGAGCUAUAUUCUUGGACAUCGGAUGCUGCUUCGGAAACGAUGUUAGGAAAGCUAUUGCCGAUGGCUAUCCAAGGGAGAACUGCAUUGCGUCAGACUUGGAAUCAGAUUUCUGGAAGCUCGGACAUCGUCUCUUCAACACUGACCCAGAGACAUUCCCGGUCCCUUUCAUCCCCGGCGACGCCUUUGACCCUAACUUUAUACAGUCUGAACCGCCCUUCUAUUCGCUUCUCGAGUCACCGGCACCGCAGCUGUCUCGGCUCACAACUCUGACACCGCUACUCGGGCAUGUCUCCGCCAUCCACGCGUCUUCGCUCUUCCAUCUCUUCGACGAAGCAAAGCAGCUUCAGCUGGCGCGCGCUCUCGCAGGGCUUCUCUCACCACAACCCGGUUCACUCGUCUUCGGCAUGCAUGGCGGGCGCCAGGAGAAGGGCUUCAGAACUGAACAGGGUGUCCCGGGCCAGACCGGAACGUACAUGUUCUGCCACUGUCCGGAUAGCUGGACGGAGCUCUGGGACGGUGUGGUUUUCGAGAAGGGCACUGUGCGGGUGGAGGCGGAGCUGAAGCAGAUAGAGAGAAGAGACAUUCAGGCGGAACCGGGCACGAAAUUUUACGCGCUCCUGUGGUCCGUGACAAGGUUGUAGAAUAUGGGAUGAGCUGUGUGUAAGAUCGGCUGGCUUGCAUACAAGCGGAUGUGCCGCCAGACGGCCCUCUAUGAAUAGCUUGUACAGGUGUAUACUUAGAGUUUGGCUGUACCUCGGCCAGGAAAGAAGCUCGCUCAUGGAGCAGUUAUGGUGU